This is a messenger RNA of Metarhizium robertsii ARSEF 23, 810 nucleotides long. Its product is annotated as mPR-like GPCR protein. Gene Ontology annotation, cellular component: membrane. NCBI's taxonomy places the organism in Eukaryota, Fungi, Ascomycota, Sordariomycetes, Hypocreales, Clavicipitaceae. Gene Ontology annotation, molecular function: signaling receptor activity. Bases 1 to 810 code for a protein of 269 amino acids. The transcript has 3 exons. The record is from RefSeq and is a predicted model, not a curated record.
AUGUCAGGAGCAGAACUCAAAAAACGGCUAGUGCCAAACGGCAAUAUGAGCACCACGAACGACUCCACAACCCAGUCAAAGGCUAAAGCGCGAACCGUAACGUGGCAGGAGAUUCCUGAAUGGCAACUCGACAACAAGUACAUCCUCAGUGGCUAUCGUCCAGAGAAAGCAGACUAUUGGGAGAUCUUUACCAGCCUAACCUUUUUGCACAACGAGACGUGCAAUGUGUACACUCAUCUGGUCGGGGCUCUUCUCCUGCCACUCGUUGCAACCGCCUUCCUGCGGUACCUGGCCCAGCCUCAAUUUCUCCAUGUCUUGUCCAUGGACUAUGCUAUGUUUGGAAUCUACUUCUGGUGUGCGGAGGCCUGUUUGAUCUUAAGCACACUUUACCACCUGAUACAGCCCCACUCGCAUCACGUAGAGCUGUUCUGGCAUGGAAUGGAUCUUCUUGGUAUUGUUAUUGUGACGGUGGGCACAUUCUCUUCAGGAAUCUACUAUGUGUUCUUCUGUGAAGCGGUUUUGCAAGAAUUGCACUGGGCUAUUAUCUUAACCACAGGCACUGUUACCGGUGUUCUGAUCUCGAAUCCCUCUCUAAGAACGCCGCGCUGGCGGAAAGUGAAGGUGGGCGCCUUCGUUGUUUUUGGCGCUUCAUCGUUCAUACCCCUGCUCCAUGGAGUCCAGCGAUAUGGGCUGGAAUACAUGCUCCAGUACUCGGGAAUGAAAUGGUAUCUGCUCGAGCUUACUUUCUAUGGCACCGGAGUUAGCUUGUACGCGGUAUUUCCGGAUUCCGGAGCGUUUGGCACCCGGUAA